AUGGAUAAAAGAUGGCCACUGAAUCUAUCCUCCGCUUAUAAUACCAAAUCUCCAGCUGAACGUUUAGAACUCGGAGAGAGAGAAGCUAAAAUGUAUUCCCAUCAAGCAAGUAGCAGCAACAAAGCCUUCGGCAGGAUACGAAGGACGAGAACGACAUUGUCUGUAAAUCCUCCAAAACCAAUUUUACAAAGGGUGCUGCGGUUCGAGAAAAAAGGGAAAGGGAAUAAAUGGAUAGCGAUAGUGCUUGAAGAAAACCUUUUAUCGACUAAAGGGAUUUUUUUCGCUCCGUCCAUUAGCAGAAGAGUGCAACUAUGCAACAACAACGAUGGUAAACAGCUGGAGCACUUGACCAUACAUCAAAUUCAUACAGAAAAAUGCAUUCUAAAAUUAGGUUUACGAUUCGAAGCUUCCGGCCACGUACUCGCAUCUCACGUAUGA
Molecule: messenger RNA, 438 nt
Organism: Acanthoscelides obtectus
Lineage: Eukaryota; Metazoa; Arthropoda; Insecta; Coleoptera; Chrysomelidae
Source: the annotation of a GenBank genome assembly